This is a messenger RNA of Procambarus clarkii (red swamp crayfish), 7749 nucleotides long. Lineage: Eukaryota; Metazoa; Arthropoda; Malacostraca; Decapoda; Cambaridae. The record is from RefSeq and is a predicted model, not a curated record.
CCUAUAGUUAACUUCGUGAAUCUAUAAACAUUGCCAAACUCGACUGUUUCGGCGUAUAAGUCCAAUUGCUCAAAGAAUGACUAAUAAUUUUGCGGUAAGACCAGAACUAAUAUUAGGAAUGCUGCCAAAAUCCAUUAAGAGUUAUGAUUUAUGUACACAAAUAGAAUUGAUAUACUCAUAAAAUAUUGCCUAAUGUUUGAUUUCUCUUCAGAUGUUAAGAAGAGGUACGAUAUCACCCGCCACAUUCUGUACAAGCUGGACCAGCUGGAGUGUAUCAACAAUGCUUGUAAAGCUUCCAAUAUUCAGUUAAAGGAGGAAAUUGCUCAGCUUAAAAUAGAUAUCCAAUUGGCUGAAGAGGAGAACAGCAAGGCUAAGGAAGACCUGCGCCUCGCAGAGGAAGAAAUUCACCAACUAAAUUCCGAAAUGCGUGAAGUAGAGGAGGAUGCAAGGUUGAUCAAAGACGAGGUUCGUCAAGCUGAGGAGGACUCGAGGCUGGUCAAGGAGGACAAUACUCGCCUGAAGAAGGAGAUCUACUUGAUCAAUGAAGAUAACAGGAAGAUUAAAAAUGACGUUCGCUUAACAGACGAGAAGAAUCGCAAGCUGAAGGAAGAGAUUCGUCAAGUGGCGGAGGACGCAAAGCGGGCCAUGGAGGAGAUUCGCCAAUUGAAGGAAAAGCUCGACCAAAUGGAAGAGGAUGCGAGGUUGGCCAAGGAGAGAAUCCAGGAGCUGGAGAUUAUAGAGGCCCAAGCCAAGGAGCAGAUCUCAAUGGCGUUGACGAGAAUAGCUGAGCUAGAGAAAGAGAACCAGCAGCUGCAAGAGACGAUCAAAAAGACAGAGACAGAGAAGCAAAUGGUUGAAGACCAACUCUCACUCUUGGAGAAGGAGAAGAAAGAUCUUGAAGGUGAACUCUCACGCUUGGAAAAGGAGAAGACAGAGCUUCAAGAUCAACUCUCAAUCUUGGAGAAGGAGAAGAAAGAAGCUGAAGAGCAACUAUCCCUUUUAGGAAAACAGGUCACGGACUUGCAAACAGAAAACGCUGCUUUAAAGGCGGAAAAAGAAGAAAUUAUCAAGAAGGCUCAGGAGGAGAAGAAAGAUCUUGAAGACACACUCUCAUUCUUGGAGAAGGAAAAUACAGAUCUUAAAGAACAACUCUCACUCUUGGAGAAGGAAAAUACAGAUCUUAAAGAACAACUCUCAAUCAUGGAGAAGGAAAAUACAGACCUUAAAGAACAACUCUCACUCAUAGAGAAGGAAAAGAAAGAUCUUGAAGACAAACUUUCAAACGUGGAAGAACAAAUCAGGGUUUUAAUAACAGAAAACGCUGCUUUACAGGAAGAAAAGGAAGAAAUAAUCAAAAAGGCAGAAGAGGAGAAGAAAGCUCUUGAAGAACAACUCUCACUCAUAGAGACGGAAAAUACAGAUCUUAAAGAACAACUCUCAAUCGUGGCGAAGGAAAAGAAAGAACUUGAAGAUAAACUCUCAAACGUAGAAGAACAGCUCAGUGUCUUAAUAACAGAAAACUCUGCUUUACAGGAAGAAAAGGAAGAAAUAAUCAAGAAGGCAGAAGAGGAGAAGAAAGCUCUUGAAGAACAACUCUCACUCAUAGAGACGGAAAAUACAGAUCUUAAAGAACAACUCUCACUCUUCGAGAAGGAAAAUACAGAUCUUAUAGAACAACUCUCACUCAUAGAGAAGGAAAAGAAAGAUCUUGAAGAUAAACUCUCAAACGUAGAAGAACAGCUCAGUGUCUUAAUAACAGAAAACUCUGCUUUACAGCAAGAAAAGGAAGAAAUAAUCAAGAAGGCAGAAGAGGAGAAGAAAGCUCUUGAAGAACAGCUCUCACUCAUAGUGACGGAAAUGAAAGAUCUUGAAGAACAACUCUCACUCAUGGAGACGGAAAAGAAAGAUCUUGUAGAACAACUCUCACUCCUGGAGACGGAAAAGAAAGAUCUUGAAGAACAACUCUCAGUCAUCGAGAAGGAGAAGAAGGAUGUUGAAGACGAACUCUCCGUCUUAAAAGAACACGUCAAGGUCUUAGAAACAGAAAACGCUGAUUUAGAGAAAGAAAAAGAGGACAUAAUCAAGAAAAUUCAAGAGGAAAAAAGACUUAUUGAAGAACAACUCUCCCUUGCAGAAGAACAGGUCAGGGGCUGCCAAGCAGAAAACGCUGCUUUACAGAAGGAAAAAGAAGAAAUAAUCAAGAAGACCGAGGAGGAGAAAAAACUUGUUGAACACAAACUUUCCGUCGCGGAAGAAGAGGUGAGGAACUUGCAGAUAACAAACGAUGCUUUACAGAAAGAAAAAGAAGAAAUAAUCACGAAAUGUGAGGGGGAGAAGAAAGAUUGGGAAGAGAAAUUCUCAGUCUUGGAGAAGGAGAAGACAGUUAUUGAAGAGCAGUUUUCCGUCUUGGAGGGAGAUAACGGUGUUUCUAAGAACCAACUUUCAGCUCUCGAAAAACAGGUGACGGAAUUCCAAACAGAAAAAGUUGCUAUACAGAAGGAAAGAGAAGAAAUAGACAGAAAAACUCAAGAGGAGAAGAAAGGUUAUGAAGACCAACUCUUGGUCUUGAAAGAGGAGAAGAAAUCUGUUGAAGACCAACUCUUGGUCAUUGAGAAGGACAAGAAAGGUGUUGAAGACCAACUCUCAGUCAUGGAGAAGGAGAAGAUGGAUGUUAUAGAGGAACUCUCCGUCUUAAAAGAACACGUCAAUGACUUAGAAACAGAAAACGCUGGUUUAGAGAAAGAAAAAGAGGACAUAAUCAAAAAGAUUCAAGAGGAAAAAAUAAUUGUUGAAGAACAACUCUCCCUUGCAGAAGAACAGAUCAGGGUCUGCCAAGCAGAAAACGCUGCUUUACAGAAAGAAAAAGAAGAAAUAAUCAAGAAGGUCGAGGAGGAGAAAAGACUUCUUGAACAUAAACUCUCCAUCGUGGAAGAACAGGUGAGGGCCUUGCAAAUAGCAAACGAGGCUUUACAGAAAGAAAAAGAAGAAAUAAUUAAGAAGGCCGAGGAGGAGAAGAAAGCUCUUGAAGAACAACUUUCACUCUUGGAGAAGGAAAAUGUAGAUAUUAAAGAACAACUCUCACUCUUGGAGAAGGAAAAUACGGAUCUUAAAGAACAACUCUCACUUCUGGAGACGGAAAAUAAAGAUCUUGAAGAGAAUAUCUCAAAGUUGGAAGAACAGGUCAGGGUCUUAAUAACAGAAAACUCUGCUUUACAGGAAGAAAAGGAAGAAAUAAUCAGGAAGGCAGAAGAGGAGAAGAAAGCUCUUGAAGAACAACUUUCACUCUUGGAGAAGGAAAAGAAAGAUCUUGAAGAACAACUCUCAAUCAUUGAGACGGAAAAGAACGAGCUUGAAGAACAGCUCUCACUCAUGGAGAAGGAAAAUGCAGAUCUUAAAGAACAACUCUCACUCUUGGAGAAGGAAAAUACGGAUCUUACAGAACAACUCUCACUCUUGGAGAAGGAAAACACGGAUCUUAAAGAACAACUCUCACUCUUGGAGAAGGAAAAGAAAGAUCUUGAAGACAAACUUUCAAACGUCGAAGAACAAAUCAGGGUUUUAAUAACAGAAAACGCUGCUUUACAGGAAGAAAAGGAAGAAAUAAUCAAGAAGGCGGAAGAGGAGAAGAAAGCUCUUGAAGAACAACUCUCACUAUUGCAGAAGGAAAAUACAGAUCUUAAAGAACAACUCUCAAUCGUGGCGAAGGAAAAUACGGAUCUUAAAGAACAACUCUCACUCUUGGAGAAGGAAAAUGCAGAUCUUAAAGAGCAACUCUCAAUCGUGGCGAAGGAAAAUACGGAUCUUAAAGAACAACUCUCAGUCAUAGAGAAGGAAAAUACGGAUCUUAAAGAACAACUCUCAAUCGUGACGAAGGAAAAUGCGGAUCUUAAAGAACAACUUUCACUCUUGGAGAAGGAAAAUACAGAUCUUAAAGAACAACUCUCAAUCGUGGCGAAGGAAAAUACGGAUCUUAAAGAACAACUCUCACUUUUGGAGAAGGAAAAUGCAGAUCUUAAAGAACAACUCUCACUCUUGGAGAAGGAAAAUACGGAUCUUAAAGAACAACUCUCACUCUUGGAGAAGGAAAAUACGGAACUUAAAGAACAACUCUCACUCUUGGAGAAGGAAAAGAAAGAUCUUGAAGACAAACUUUCAAACGUGGAAGAACAAAUCAGGGUUUUAAUAACAGAAAACGCUGCUUUACAGGAAGAAAAGGAAGAAAUAAUCAAGAAGGCAGAAGAGGAGAAGAAAGCUCUUGAAGAACAACUCUCACUAUUGCAGAAAGAAAAUACAGAUCUUAAAGAACAACUCUCAGUCUUGGCGAAGGAAAAUGCAGAUCUUAAAGAACAACUCUCACUCUUGCAGAAGGAAAAUGCAGAUCUUAAAGAACAACUCUCACUCUUACAGAAAGAAAAUGCAGAUCUUAAAGAACAACAAAAGAAGGAAAAUGCAGAUCUUAAAGAACAACUCUCACUCUUGCAGAAGGAAAAUGCAGAUCUUAAAACUCUCACUCUUGAAAAUGCAGAUCUUAAAGAACAACUCUCACUCUUGCAGAAGGAAAAUGCAGAUCUUAAAGAACAACUCUCACUCUUGCAGAAGGAAAAUGCAGAUCUUAAAGAACAAAAUGCAGAUCUUAAAGAACAACUCUCACUCUUGCAGAAGGAAAAUGCAGAUCUUAAAGAACAACUCUCACUCUUGAAAGAACAACUCUCACUCUUGCAGAAGGAAAAUGCAGAUCUUAAAGAACAACUCUCACUCUUGCAGAAGGAAAAUGCAGAUCUUAAAGAACAACUCUCACUCUUGCAGAAGGAAAAUGGAGAUCUUAAAGAACAACUCUCACUCUUGCAGCAGGAAAAUGCAGAUCUUGAAGAACAAAAUGCAGAUCUUAAAGAACAACUCUCACUCUUGCAAAAGGAAAAUGAAGAUCUUAAAGAACAACUCUCACUCUUGCAAAAGGAAAAUGAAGAUCUUAAAGAACAACUCUCACUCUUGCAAAAGGAAAAUGCAGAUCUUAAAGAACAACUCUCACUCUUGGAGAAGGAAAAUGCAGAUCUUAAAGAACAACUUUCACUCUUGCAGCAGGAAAAUCUCUUGCAGAAGGAAAAUGCAGAUCUUAAAGAACAACUCUCACUCUUGCAGAAGGAAAAUGCAGAUCUUAAAGAACAACUCUCACUCUUGGCGAAGGAAAAUGCAGAUCUUAAAGAACAACUCUCACUCUUGCAGGAAAAUGCAGAUCUUAAAGAACAACUCUCACUCUUGCAGACGGAAAAUGCAGAUCUUAAAGAACAACUCUCACUCUUGCAGACGGAAAAUGCAGAUCUUAAAGAACAACUUUCACUCUUGGCAAAGGAAAAUGCAGAUCUUAAAGAACAACUCUCACUCUUGCAGACGGAAAAUGCAGAUCUUAAAGAACAACUCUCACUCUUGCAGACGGAAAAUGCAGAUCUUAAAGAACAACUUUCACUCUUGGCAAAGGAAAAUGCAGAUCUUAAAGAACAACUCUCACUCUUGCAGACGGAAAAUGCAGAUCUUAAAGAACAACUCUCACUCUUGCAGAAGGAAAAUGCGGAUCUUAAAGAACAACUUUCACUCUUGGCAAAGGAAAAUGCAGAUCUUAAAGAACAACUCCCACUCUUGCAGAAGGAAAAUGAAGAUCUUAAAGAACAACUCUCAAUCUUGCAGACGGAAAAUGCUGAUCUUAAAGAACAACUCCCACUCUUGCAGAAGGAAAAUGAAGAUCUUAAAGAACAACUCUCACUCUUGCAGACGGAAAAUGCAGAUCUUAAAGAACAACUCUCACUCUUGCAGAAGGAAAAUGAAGAUCUUAAAGAACAACUCUCAAUCUUGCAGACGGAAACUGCAGAUCUUAAAGAACAACUCUCACGCUUGGAGAAGGAAAUGAAAGAUCUUGAAGACCAACUCCUUCUCUUAAGAGAACAGGUCAAGGUUUUACAAACAGAAAACGCUGCUCUACAGAAAGAAAAAGAAGAAAUAAUAAAAAAGGCUCGCGAGGAUGAAAAACUUGCUGAAUACAAAAUUUCCCUCUUGGAAGAACAGAUCAGAGUCUUACAAGCAGAAAACGACGGUUUAAAGAAAGAAAUGGAAGAAAUAAUUAAGAAGGCUCAAGAGGAAAGGAGAGUUCUUGAAGACAAACUUGCGCUCUCAGAAAAGGAGAAGAGAGAUCUUGAAGAUCAACUCUCACUCAUGAAGAAGAAUAUGAAAGAGAUGGCAGACCAACUCUUCCGCCUAGAAGAAGAGAUCAGGGCCUUACAAACAGCAAACGAUGCUUUGCAGAAAGAAAAGGAGGAAUUAAUUAGAAAGGCUGAAGAGGAGAAGAAAAAACUUGAAGACCAAAUCGCUCUCUUAUUGGUGGAGAAGAAAAACCUUGAAGACCAAGUCUCACUCUUGGAGAAGGAAAAGAAGGAUGUCGAAGACCACCUCUUACGCUUACAGAAGGAGAAGAGUGUUGUUGAAGAGCAACUCUUACUCUUAGAGGAAAAAGUCAAAAUGUUGCAAGCAGAAAACGCUGCUUUACAGACAGAAAUAGAAGAAGAAAUGAAGAAAUGUCAAGAAGAGAAAAAGCUUCUCGAAUAUAAGCUCUCCCUCGUGGAAGAACAGGUCAUGCAGUUGCAAAGAACAAACACUGAGUUACAGGAGGAACUAAAUGGAAUAACACAAAAAGCUGAAGAGGAGAAGAAACUUAUUGAAGAACAACUCAACCUCGUGAAGGAGCAAGUCAAGGUCUUGCAAACAGGAAACACUGCUUUACAGGAAGAAAAAGAAACAUUAAUCAAGACUUCUCAGAACGAAAAGAAUGGUGUUGAAGACCAACUUUCGCUCCUGCUGCAGCAGAAAAAAGAACUUGAGGACCAACUCUCAGGCAUGGAGAAGGAGAAGGGAGAUAUCGACGCGCAGCUCGCUCUCCUGGAGAAGGAAGCGGAAGACGCCAAACACCAACUCUCCGUCAAUGAAGAAGAGGUCAAGACUUUGCGAGAAGAAAACGCUGAGCUAGAGAGUGAAAAAGAAAAGCAGACGCAGAAGAUCAGAAAUAUUGAAGAUGAAAAGAAUGAUAUGAUAGAAAAGACUCGCUUGAUUGAAAACCAACUCGAGAACUGCUUGAGGAAUGUAACUGAAUAUGGCGAAAGAAUGACGGCACCCAGUGACUGUGCUGAUCUCUACUGUAAGGGGAUGAAGACGGACGGAGUCUACGACAUCAGACCAGGGAGGGUCGAACAGGCACUCCCGGUUUGGUGCGACAUGACUACGCUCGGAGGAGGAUGGACCACGUUCGUGCAGAGAGACAUCAGGGCCAUACCUACAGUGAACUUCACCAAACGCUGGGAUGACUACAAGAAUGGCUUCGGUGACGCCUCCACGGAGUAUUGGCUGGGGCUGGAGGGGCUGUACCAGCUGACCAAGUACGAGCCCCAGACCCUGCUGCUGUCCGCCACCAACGAACAUUUGGACACUCGCCAUGCUGUUUGGUCCACGUUUAAAGUCAACGACGAGCGCUCCUCGUACAAGGUGGAGAUAGCCGGGUACCAGACGACGAGCACCAUUGGAGACGUCCUUGUACGGAACCUCAACCUCACUGGAAUGAUGUUUUCUACCUACGACAGAGACAAUGACCUUUGGAAAAAGGCAGAAAGAGCUCGGCAGAAAAAUACGUCCGAUCAGCUUAACCUCACACAUCUGAAAACUCAUGGAGAGAAUCCUAAGGGAGGGACUCAUUCGCCAUUUUACAAUUAA